AUGGUAUCUUCAGAGGAGCUGUUGACAGAAUGGCCUGUCCAGGAUAUUAUCUACGUGGCAAUCAUUGGGCCUGUCAUGCUUGCGGCCUUCCUGGAAUGGUUUCUAUGGCUUGCGGCUUUCCUAUACUGCCUGUACAAAGUCUUCGUGAAGGCAGAACAUUUCAGUGUGAAAAUUCUCGCCAUCGUUAUGAUGAUAGCGUUCACUGCGCUCAGGUUGGUUAUUUCACCUUGGUGGACUUCACAAGCUGUCAGAUCUAAUAAUGGUGAAUUAGAGUACUUUCCGCAUGAGCUGGUGUCGUUUCUACAAUGGUUUGCCUUUUGGACUUUCGCUGUCCUGCUCAUUGUGCCGUGGCUGUUCUGUGUCUACAGGCUGGUUACGAAUUCGCUGGGCAGGACCAAACGCAUCAAAGAAGUUCUCGACGAUAAGACAGCUCCCAAAACCGUCGUUGUUAUGCCGGUGUACAAAGAGGAGCCCGAAGUUCUCCUCAAAGCUGUGAAUUCCGUCGUCGAUUGCGACUAUCCCCCUCAAUGCAUACAUGUGUUUCUCUCAUACGACGGCGAUGAGGUAGAUGAAUCGUACCUCGCUGUUGCGGGAUUUCUUGGUAUUCCAGUUGGACUAAAGAAAUACCCAACCAGCAUAGAUGUCUCGUAUAAGGGUGCCAGAGUCACACUCUCUCGAUUCAAGCAUGGAGGGAAGCGCCACUGCCAGAAACAAACCUUUAGACUAAUUGACAAGGUCUACGCCAAAUACCUGCUACAAAACGACAAUCUAUUCGUCCUAUUUAUUGACUCGGAUUGUAUCCUCGACCGCGUGUGCCUGCAGAAUUUUAUGUAUGACAUGGAACUCAAACCCGGAAGCAAACGCAACAUGCUGGCGAUGACGGGUGUGAUCACAUCAACAACCAAAAAGACCACACUGAUCACACUGUUGCAGGACAUGGAAUAUAUACAUGGACAACUAUUCGAGCGAUCUGUAGAGUCUGGCUGUGGUGCCGUUACCUGCCUCCCCGGAGCUCUCACCAUCCUUCGUUUCUCUGCCUUCCGGAAGAUGGCAAAGUACUACUUUGCAGACAAAGCCGAGCAAUGUGCCGAUCUAUUCGACUUUGGCAAGUGCCAUUUGGGAGAGGACCGCUGGCUCACGCAUCUGUUCAUGAUUGGAGCUAGGGACAGGUACCAGAUCCAGAUGUGUACCAGCGCAUUUUGCAAAACGGAAGCAGUUCAAACUUUCAGAAGUUUGUUGAAACAGCGAAGACGUUGGUUCUUGGGCUUUAUUACCAACGAAGUUUGUAUGCUUACCGAUGCAAGGCUAUGGUAUCGAUAUCCACUGCUAUGCGUUGUGCGGUUCAUGCAGAACACGAUCAGAACCACGGCUUUGCUCUUCUUUAUAAUGGUGAUCUCGGUAAUUACCACAUCUAACAAGAUUCAAAAUCUCCCUGUUGGGUUCAUUGCAGUGUCUCUUGGAUUGAAUUAUUUGCUUAUGCUUUAUUUUGGAUUGAAGCUUCGUCGUUUCAAGGCUUGGUUAUACCCGAUAAUGUUCCUUUUAAACCCGUUUUUCAACUGGCUCUACAUGGUUAACGGUAUAUUCACAGCCGGUCAACGAACAUGGGGUGGUCCACGAGCAGAUGCAGCGGCCGCUGACGACAACACAUCGCCGACCCAGGCAGCCGACAUGGCUGAGGCUGCUGGCGAUGAGCUUAAUGUAGACCUGAACACGUUUCCCCCAGCGGCUGAAGGCAAAGACCCAGUUCCAGUGCAGCCUCCCGAGGGUGCCGAGGGUCGGUUUGCCGCCCCUACCCUGGGCCCGAAUGGAUGUUAUCAGAAUACCAACGCGUCAGGCCUUACUCUCCCUACACACUUCACCAACGGUGCGGGAUUAGAGUCCCGGCUUUCGUUGGACUCUGCCUUUACUUCAGCCUCAAGGGCAACGUCUAUAGGCUGGCCAUGUGGCGUAGAGUAUCUCAUUGCCCAGGACCGGAGAAGCGUCUUUUUGGGGCUAGAGGACCACAAGAAGAUAGAGAUAGCCCGGAGAAGCGCAGCUCUGGGCGUCGGUGAGGUUUUCACGGGCGAGUUCGAGAUGGGACAUUUCCCAAGCCAGCCGGCUUCACCUGUCCGGAGCUCCCCAUCGAGUUUAAGGAGCGUGUCCUACGAGUUUCCUGCCACCGAUGGUGCACCAGGGAACGCACCCUUCGCUGGCCUCGAGCGGCCUUGCCGAGCCCGUACAGCAAGAAGUCCACUCACCAGGCGGUACUCAGACGGCUUCGUUGACGGGCGUGGCCGUGACUCGUCCAGCCUUCUCUGUGAGAGCCUGGCACUGGAGACUGAUGAAGAAGGGACGUCAGAGGAGAAAAGGGGCCGGGACCGAAGGCGUCUAAUCAAGCCCCCGCCAGUCGACACCACGAAAAAAUGA
Trichophyton benhamiae CBS 112371 is the source of this 2406-nucleotide messenger RNA. RefSeq lists its product as uncharacterized. The record is from RefSeq and is a predicted model, not a curated record. Gene Ontology annotation, molecular function: chitin synthase activity. The coding region runs from base 1 to 2406 and encodes 801 amino acids. Gene Ontology annotation, cellular component: cell septum; cell periphery. The transcript has 3 exons. NCBI's taxonomy places the organism in Eukaryota, Fungi, Ascomycota, Eurotiomycetes, Onygenales, Arthrodermataceae.